This is a messenger RNA of Cyprinus carpio (common carp), 2247 nucleotides long. RefSeq names its product caspase-6-like. Gene Ontology annotation, cellular component: cytoplasm. NCBI's taxonomy places the organism in Eukaryota, Metazoa, Chordata, Actinopteri, Cypriniformes, Cyprinidae. Gene Ontology annotation, biological process: proteolysis; apoptotic process. The record is from RefSeq and is a predicted model, not a curated record.
AACGUUUCAGUGACAUAUAAUAGGAUACAAUGUUGCGUUUGGUGACUAGUCAGUUCUGUGUUUGCUGUGGUUAGUUUGUUGUUAAAACAUUGCACAGGUUUGCAUAGAUUCUCUCCGCUGCAACAGCGAUGGCAAGUCACGACAAGAGCAAAGAAUCUGGAACUGUGGAGAAAGACAGCGUUUUAGCGGGGCAGACAGCCAGAGAGAACAUAACAGAAACGGAUAGCUUUAAUCAAAGUGUAUUCAGUCUGGAUCCUAAUGAGGAGUAUCAGAUGGACCACAAGAAACGAGGAAUGGCACUGAUCUUUAACCAUGAACGUUUUUCCUGGAAGCUCAUGUUGAACAACCGCUCUGGCACAGAGGCAGACAAGCAGAACCUUGUUAGAAGAUUUCAAGAGCUGGGAUUUGAAGUGAAGGCUUAUGAUAAUUACCAACGAGAAGAAGUUUUAUCCAAAAUCAGAGAAGCUGCUGCUGCUAACCAUGUAGAUGCAGACUGUUUUGUCUGUGUCUUUUUAAGUCAUGGGGAAAAUGGUUACAUCAAUGCCUAUGAUGAGAAGAUUGAAAUUAAAGAAAUCACUGAUUUGUUCAAGGGGGAUAAAUGCCGUAGCCUUGUAGGGAAACCCAAGAUCUUCAUCUUGCAGGCUUGUCGUGGUGAAAAACAUGAUGAACCUGUGACCCCAAUGGAUGUGGUGGACAGUCAGACAGUCAAUGAAGUGGUUGUAGAUGCGGGGGUGCUCUGCACCCUUCCAGCAGGAGCAGAUUUCCUUAUGUGCUACUCAGUAGCUGAAGGAUAUUACUCUCAUCGUGAGAUUGUGAAUGGCUCGUGGUACAUCCAGGAUCUGUGUGAAAUCCUCAGGCGUUAUGGGUCCACACUGGAGUUCACUGAUAUCCUGACGCUUGUUAACAGGAAGGUUUCCUUCCGCUCUGCUUUAGGCAAAAAACAAGUGCCUUGCUUUGCGUCCAUGCUUACUAAGAAGCUGUUUUUCAGACCUAAGAAGGAACAUUAGUAUUAGGGCCCUAUUGCAGGUAAAAAUUCAGGGAUUAGAUUAUUUUAAUUGACUUUAUUUUAAAAUCCUAUAUAUACAUCAUUUUGAAAAUGAUGGAAAAUCGUGCAGAAAAUCACCAAAAUGGAGGUUUGCAUGUUUCAGCCUGGAGGUUUGAUAAACUCAGGAUUACAAAGUGCAAAUAGUAUUUUAGUUGGUUUAAUUUUCCCAUUAAUGAUGAAAGAUAUCAGGUUUCACCAAUUACAGUAGCAAUGCUAAAAAUGCUUUGAAUUACCUGCAGGCCAAGGUGGAGACAUUCCCAGUUUUAGCGUAAUGAUGAUAACUACUUAUGGAAACGGACCAAUGAAAACUUGAAAUUUAUAAAAUAAAAAUUUUUUUUAAGUAAUGUAUAUCAAUCCUGCACACUACAUUCAUGAUCUGUUAUUAAUAGUUCUAAAGCAUGAUCUCUUCAUUUGGGAGACGUGCAGUAGUACCUCCAGGACUGUUGAGAACUUACUUUAGUUUGGAAGGGGAAGAAACGGCAAGAAACUCCAGUUAAACUAAAAAAUCGUCAUAGAGCACAAACAUACUUGUCUACCAACUUUGCAUACAAACUAAUUUUUACAGAUUAUAGAAUUAUAUGGGGGAUUAUGGUUUUGGUUUAAAUUGUGUAUCUUACAUAUUUUGUCUUAAAUGUUGAAAAGAGUGACUUUUAGAGAUCUGUCCACAUCGAUACACUACACUUUUCUGACACAUCAAAUAUUUUGGUCACACUUUUAGUGUUGUGUGGCACUGGGGCACUUGUUUUGUUAAAACAAAAAGUAAUUAUAUAUGAGAUCAUUAUAUAUAAUAAUCUAGGGCCCUUUUAAUGUUGGUGCAAGCCUUAUAAUAUGUAAUGUGACUGCUUUCUGUCUGGUUGAAACAUGGAUUAUUGGAAAUUUGGGUUUUCUGCAACAUAUUGUAUAAUUAUCUUAAUAUGAAACAUGCAGUUGUCAGCAUUGAAUAGGCUUGCCUCUAUAUUCAAAUAACAUUACUCUGCAUUCAAGACUUGCUCUAUAUUAGCUACAUAACAAAUCCAGGUUUAUAGUGCAGGUUUAAACUGUUGAACUGAGGGGAUUUGCAGCAGUUACAUAAAAUCUUGACUAAUAAAUCAGCAUUUAUAAUGUUAUUGUGGUUAAUACACUGAAAUUUAGAAGUUUUAUUUUUUGUAUUGCAAGCAUGCAUGUCUAUUAAAAUAAAGAGACAAAUUGAUGAAUACACUAAA